UAACCUACGGGGAUGAAGAGCAACCUACGCUGCGGCCAGCAGCAUGACCGAAUGAUCUGUCUAACGCUGCGAUCACUGCAGUUCGCUACGUGUGUGGCGGCGUUGGCGCUUGUGGCCGCGAGCUUCGAGCCGAAGAAGAUGACCUUCCAGACGAACGGCGGCGACUCGCAAGAGGUGACCGUCUACUACGGCGGGCCUGCUGUUAACUUCGUUAUGAUCGUUUCCUUCGCUGCCUGUCUCUACGACGCGUUCUUCUUAGUCAUGGUAUUUACGCUGCGCUGCGCCAAAAUGCCGGCGCCCUGGAGCUUCGGCGUCGACGCCAUCUUCACGAUGCUUUUCAUGAGCGCCGGCUGCGCGCUGGCCGCCUGCGACUACGUUCGCUACUGCGACGCGCUGGACGGCAUCGUCCACUGUGCGCUGUUGGCAUCUGGUGCCGCUCUGUGCUUCAUGGCCUUCGUGGUCUUCCUGCUCAGCGUGGCCUGGGGCGCUUGGAUGCGCAACACGUGGAUUAAGCCCAGAAAGAAAGACCCACGCGGACAUGUAACGUCUGUACGAAGUGGCCAGCCUAGCGACCCCGUGCUGGGUGACAUCGAGCUUGAUCUUGAGCGGGCCAACACAUACGAGUCCAGCACUUAA
Molecule: messenger RNA, 636 nt
Organism: Phytophthora infestans T30-4
Lineage: Eukaryota; Oomycota; Peronosporomycetes; Peronosporales; Peronosporaceae
Exons: 2
Coding region: 13-636 (207 amino acids)
Source: RefSeq, a predicted model, not a curated record